GAUCAUUGGUACUUCUGAUAAAGUAUAUUACUUUAUUUAAUGUUUGCAGUCGAUAUGUGAAGAUUUUUGUCAAUUGCGGUAUAUCACAUUUGGUGAAAUAUUAUAAAGUGGUAUACAUUCAAUAAAAUUUAUAUUAUUAUUAUUUAUAAAGCUUGGAUUUUAAAGUUGUUAACUUUGGAAUACCAAAACUGUUAUCAUGACCGACCACAUAGAUGAUACAAUUUUGAAUAUGGUUAAAGACUUCAAAUCCACAGGACCUGGUCCUGAUAUUUUCUUUUCACACAAACGUUCGUCAAGUUCCAAUUCGAACGAAAGCAGUUAUGAGGAUCGAACACCAGCUAAAAAGCCGAAACUGGACGUUAAUUUAGAUAUGUCUUAUGUUGGUUCGCCCAGAGAAGUGAGGAGAAUGAGGGCCGAUUUAUUAGAAGCCAGAAAUAUCAUCAAAGGCUUAGAAAGUAGAAUAAGCCAUAUGCAUUCUGUAAGAAAACAAAUGCAGUUGAUGUUUGAAGAAGAAAAUAAGACACUCAAACGCCAAAAUGAGUAUGAUAAAAAGUCCAUAGAGGAAUUGGAAAGUCAACUUCAAACCAUUAGAAAAAGAGAAAUUGAAUUGAAGCAUGAAUUAGCAAAGGUAAAUAAUAAGUAUGAAUUAUUAAAAAUCAAUACAAAUCACAGUACAGACAUGCUCGAAAAAAGUUUAAUUGAAAUGAAAGAAGCAAACAAAAGCAUGGAAUGUGUAGAGAAGGGAGUUAUUCCUGGUUUGGAAAGAAGGAUUCAAGAGUUGGAAACUAUGUUGGAAGCAGCAGAAGAGGAUGCUGAAGCCCAGAAAAAAUUAGUAGAAGAAUUGGGUAAAAGAAUAAGUGAGGAUAAUGCUAUACAAAGAGAUCUGGAUCUAAAAGAACAAGAAUUGUUAAAAGCAAGGUUGUAUAUAAAAGAAUUGGAAUAUGCAAAAGAGAGUUAUCGAGAAUUUCAAGAACAGGGAAAGACCCAAUCUCAAAAAUUACAAAGAUACGCAGAACUCGAGAAGGAAAAUGCGCAACUGAGAGAAGAUACAAAUAAAUUAAAAGAACAAGUUAAAAAUAAGUUGAUACUCGAAGAGGAGGUUUUCGAUUUGAAAAACAGACUGGCUAAAUGCAAGGGUUAUGAAAAGAAGUACGCAGAUUUACAGCUUCAAGAAACAAAGAAAUCUAUGGAAUUGAACGAAUGGAGAGCAGUUGCGAGAGGUAUAUGUGAGUCAACGCAACCGGAUUCGACAUUACCCCAUCUCCUUAGAAAAAUUGUCGAAAGAUUACAACAACAGGAACUAACUUUGACCGCCGAAAAAGUUGAAUUAGAAUCCCAGGUGAAAGCUAUCACUUAUGAAGCGAGAGUGGCAGGAUCUGAAAUAGAAAAGAACUCACAACUAUUGGUUGAUUUGAAACAAACAGCAGCUCAAAGACAAAAACUCAUCCACCGUUUGGAGAAGAGACUAAUGUUAGUGACCAGAGAAAGAGAUAGCUAUAGAUUACAGUUGGAUUCCUACGAAAAAGAUCUGACUAUGAACCCUCUAUCAGUUGGUACCAGCAAUGCAAUAAACCAGAUACAGUCACAAAAGAAACGCAUUGAAACUCUUGAGAAGAAUGUGAUGGAGUAUAGGGAUUUGGUUACUAAAUUGGAGAUAGAUUUGGAAUCAGCUCAACCUCAUGGAGAUCGUGUAGAACAAUUAUCGAAAUUGAAAGAUGAAGUACAACAUUUGAGAUUAGAAAACGACAAAUUACGCAUGAGGAGAGAUGAACUGGAGAUCCAAUUGGAAUCCACAUCGAGACACGAAAAUGCAACACAAAAAAAUAAAGUCAUCCAUCAAGUCAACAACCCUCUCGCCGAAUCCCUUUCUCAGAGAGAAAAGUACAUUGAAAAAUUACAAAGUGAAAUAGAAAAACUGAAAAGAAAAAUUAAAAAUAUGGAGGCAGGAAUUGAACAGAGUAAACUCGGAGAUAUAACUUUAAGUGGAAAAGAAAUAACCGAAUUAAAAGAACAGGUGAAAUCUCUGGAGAAUAAGAGUCAGCUGUUGAAGGAUUAUUUCAAAUCUCAGAUGCAAGAGUUCAGAAAUGUUAUUUAUAUGCUUCUCGGUUACAAAAUCGACAGGACUCAAAAUUCCUUGUACAAAUUGAGGAGUAUGUAUGCGGAACGUCCAGACGAUUUAUUGUGCUUCCAAGUAGAUAAAAACGGUGAUUUGAAUCUGCUUGAAAACGAGUUCAGUGCAAAUUUAGAGAGUAUGAUCAAUCUCCAUUUGCGCCAUCAGAAAUCCAUUCCAGUAUUUCUUAGUGCAAUCACUAUGGAUCUAUUCAAUAACAAAACUAUGACUACCAAAACUAUAGAGCAAGACGACUAAAGUUAUAAGUAUCGUUAAAUGUUUAUACUAGAAGGUUCCCCUUUAUUUCAUAAAUGUAUCUGAGUUUUGAGUUUUUUAUAAAAAUUUUUGUUCUAUAUCAUUUUAAGGUUUAUUUCCAAACAUAAUUAACUGGAUUUCCAAGGAGAAGCCUACACUCUUUAUUGUAAAUAUUUUCUAUGGCUUUGUCCUCAGGAAUUAUGUAUUUCCAUGGUUUUUGGCUGCCAAAACGAGCACGCAUUCUCUAAUGGUACACUAGAUAGUAAAAAAACAAACUUUGUGUUUUAGACAGGGUUGUGAUCCACCAAAUAAAUUUCAUUUACCGGAUUUAUGGUGAAUAAAUAAAAAAAAGUACACUUCUAGCAAAAGACCAAACAAAUCUUACAAAAAGGAAAAAAAUAUAAAAAGAAA
Molecule: messenger RNA, 2776 nt
Organism: Diorhabda sublineata
Lineage: Eukaryota; Metazoa; Arthropoda; Insecta; Coleoptera; Chrysomelidae
Gene: Mad1
Product: mitotic spindle assembly checkpoint protein MAD1
Exons: 8
Coding region: 197-2368 (723 amino acids)
Biological process (GO): attachment of mitotic spindle microtubules to kinetochore; mitotic spindle assembly checkpoint signaling
Cellular component (GO): kinetochore; nuclear envelope; mitotic spindle
Source: RefSeq, a predicted model, not a curated record